AUGAACUACCCGGCACCGAUCCCGGAGUCGAAGGAGGACAAAACCCACGGUCUUCUGGAGCAGCCUUCUGUCGCGUACAGCAACGUGACGGUGCGCCGCGCUUUCGUGGUUUGGAUGUACUGCGGCCAGAAGAACAGGUUCAAGGACGUCUGCAACUACUUCCACCAUUUGGAAGCGUUGGAAGAGAAGUUAUCCAGCGAGUACCGCGCGUCCAGCAGACACCACGAAUUCCAUCUCUUUUCAAACCCACCACCGAAAUCCUCUUAUCUAAUGCGAAACUUCCCAAACUUGUACAGUGACACCCAGAUCCCAAAAAAUGAGAACCAUUCCCACGAUGCCAAAAUUCUCAGACUGGGCGAGUUUGACAGGAUCGCCCAAAGGAGUGGCACGUCCAGAAGCGAGAUAGUGGAGGCCAGCAAGAUGAUUCGGAGCUAUUGCAAGACUCACAUGAAGACUUUGGAGAGAUUCUUAAAGGAGUUUAGAGAACACACGGAGAGGUGCGGCCUAGCGAACACAGUGGGUAAUGUUGGCUCUUACAUAAAGAGAAAGAUCAUCCAAGCCGACAUAGAAUUAGAAGCAAAUUAUGCAACGACGCUGGAGAUUAUGAAGAGAAACGAUUAUAUCAACAAUUCCGCUGAUGAACUAAACAAAUUUGAAGUUCAGUGUAACGCUGAUAGGAAAUUGGUUGCUAGAAGCGGUCGUAAUGAUUCUAGGAGCAUCGCUAAAGUUCAAUUAGUAAACGAGUCGCAGCAGUGUUCAAACACGUUCCGAGAGGUCCGGGCGUGCGCAACCUGCGUUGCAUUCAGACAGACAUCAGAAGACAAGAUGGCCGUCACGGCAAGUGCAUACUCGACCCCCGUGAACACAGUGGACAGGGAGAAUUUGAUAACGUUAAUAAGGAACAACAUUCUCAACAAUUCUGUCGAGUUUAUCGCAGACACGGAUUUGGUCGACACAGACUCGCCGAUCCGCAAGCCGAAGAGCCUGCAGCCGGUCAUAAAGAAACUGUUCCACUCCCCGAUGUCCGACUACAGCCCCAAGGAGGCGCGGAAAAGGCUCGUGUCCAGGGACGAGGUGGACAGGGGCAAACGCGCCUUGAAACGGAGGCAAAUCCUAAUCCCGGACACCAGCGAAAAGAUCAAAAAGGCGUACGUGAAGGAGCGCGACGGGGACAGCUAUAGCCCGGAGCCGUGCGGGGGAAUGAGACAGCGAGUGCUCAUCAGCCUCUUUCAUAACAAGGAGUACUCAAUGGACUGCGGGGAU
Iphiclides podalirius (scarce swallowtail) is the source of this 1263-nucleotide messenger RNA. The record is from the annotation of a GenBank genome assembly. Lineage: Eukaryota; Metazoa; Arthropoda; Insecta; Lepidoptera; Papilionidae.